Plutella xylostella (diamondback moth) is the source of this 2766-nucleotide messenger RNA. RefSeq names its product enhancer of mRNA-decapping protein 3 (gene Edc3). Gene Ontology annotation, molecular function: mRNA binding. Gene Ontology annotation, cellular component: P-body. NCBI's taxonomy places the organism in Eukaryota, Metazoa, Arthropoda, Insecta, Lepidoptera, Plutellidae. Gene Ontology annotation, biological process: deadenylation-independent decapping of nuclear-transcribed mRNA; P-body assembly. The record is from RefSeq and is a predicted model, not a curated record.
UAUUUUAGAAUGUAGAUUUCGAUGAUUAUUUCCUACGAUUUAUUUGUUUUUUUAAUCAAAUGCAAUAAAUAAAAUAAGAUAUUUGAAUACGUAUUUAGAAGUGUAUUCCUCUAAAGAGACAUUGAAUUGUUAUAAUACGGUUAGUGUGAUUGAACGGCAAUGGCCCAGUGGAUUGGGUUCGCGGUUUCCGUCAACUGUGGUGACCCGCUGGGGUUCUACCAGGGCACCAUCCUCGAGGCGGACGGGUUCACCAUCACGCUCACGAAGGCCUUCAGGAAUGGGUUCCCUUAUCCAAAGUCGCAGGUCACACUCAAUGCUUCAGAUAUUAAGGAGUUAAAGAUCAUCUCGGGGCGCGCGUCGCCGCCGCCGCCGGCGCACAGCACGGUGGCCGUGAGCAAGGGCAAGAAGGGGCAGCGCGCCACCGUGUGCGAGAGCCUGCAGGCCAUCCCUGCCAACACAGGCAAUCAGUCAAACAACAAUGCAAAGGCAGCUACAUCAGUGCGCUCGGGGUCCGGGCAGCCCCGUAGCAAGCCCAUCGACAUCCAGGGCGGCCGGAGCAAGAACAAUAACAACAACAACAACAACCAAUCAGCAGGCAGCUACGGCGGCGGGUCAGGGUCAACCCCGCGCGCGCACGCAACUAAAGGCGGCGCGGCGGGGGCGGCCCGCGGCGCAGAAAGGGCGGGGGGCGCGGCGCGGCGGCGCAACGACGCGGCCUUCGGGGAGGCGCUGGACCCGGAGAUCCACACUGAGUUCGACUUCGAGAAGAACCUCGCGCUGUUCGACAAGCAGGCGCUGUGGGAGGAGAUGAGGCACUCGCACAAACCAGACCUCGUGCGUCAGACGGAGGGCGGCGGCAAGUACCGGCACGACGAGAACAUCCUGGGCGGCGGCGCGGCCGCGGGGGACAUCUGCGCCGGGCCCGCCGCCGCCGCGCGCGGCUACGUGACAGACCUAGGCCGCCUAGUACCAGCGCUACGAGCGGGCCCGCGCGCGGCGCUGUGGCGCUCCCUCCCCGCCCCCGCCCGCGCCCCCGCGCGCGUGCUGCUGGCGCGCGCCGCCGCCGACGUGGCGCUGCGGCUGGUGGGCGGCGGCCGGCGCCUCGACGCCAGGAACACGCACCAGGUGCCCACUGUCGUGGCGCUUGUUGGGGACCACUAUAUCGGCGCGUGCGGGGUGACGACGGCGCGCAUCCUGGCGUCGCACGGCGUGGACACUUGCGUGUGGGUGUGCGGGGGCGGCAACGCGGGGGGCGGGGGGCUCGGGGAGGAGCUGCAGCUGUACCUGGCGGCGGGGGGGCGCGCGCUGCGGGGCGCGGGGGGGGCGCGCCCGCCCGCCGCCGACCUGCUGCUGCUCGCGCUGCAUGAUGUUUAUGAGCAGACGGAUGAUGAGCAUCCGGAUAUAGUUUGUGCGCUGGAGUGGGCGGCGGGGGGGCGCGCGGGCGCGGUGUGCGUGGAGCCGCCGGCGCUGGGCUACCGCGCGGGGCUGGCGGCGCGCGCCUCCGUGGCCGCGCUGCUGCCGCCCGCGCUGCCGGCCGAGCUGGGCCGCCUGUACCUCGCCGACGUGGCGCCUCCGCCCAGCAUAUUCUCGGACAUGGGCAUCUCGUACCGGCCUCCGUUCGGCGCCGCGUCCGCGCUGCCGCUGCACGCCGCCGACGACUGACGGUAGCGCCCCGCCCGCCCCGGCUGAAGGCGCCGCCCCCGCCGGCUGUCGGAGCCCCCGCCCCCGGCUGAGGGCGCCCCCGAGUGAUCCGGCCCUGGCUUGUACUUACACUAGUCGGGCAUUCUGUGAGGUUGGGACAUUUGCUUAAAACAGAAUUUGAAAACAGAUUGCAUUUGCGGUUUCGUAACGUUUAUCUGAUAUUGUGCAGAGUUGUCGGAGAUCUCUCGUCUCAUGCCGUGUUCCUCAUGUUGUUGUACUUAAGAAUUUUGUGUCAGGAUAAAAUUGGUUAAUUUCAUGUUUGGUGCCUGUGUAUUUACUAUGACUGCAGAUCUGUGAACCAGCGAUGUAUCUAUAUUUUUUUUAUUUAUUUAAUGAUAAACUAAAAUAAUCAUAACUUUAUUUUAAAAAGAUAAUAAUUAUAAUAUCAUGAUAACAGUAAAUUAUGAAUAUCAUCUGUACAUAAAAUUACCAAUGAUAUUCGUCCUAACGUUAAUUACGAAUGUGUUUAAGGUUAUUAUUACAGUUUAAAUUGAAUUAAUUCCUAACUGCGAACAAAUUGCGAUGAUUAUAAUGUAAUGUGAAUGUGGUAGGUAUAUUCUGUGUAAAGUACUGUAAAUAUUUAAAAACAAUGUUGUCUACAGUGUGUAGUACAGCCUGGCGAUGUAAUACCUAGCAUAAUUUAAAUAAGGACUAAAUAUUUCCGUCUAAAAGUUACAUAAUAUAUUCUUCUUCCAUGUUGAAUGAAUAGCGAUGAUGACGCGUGUGGAGCGUGCCUUUUAAAUCUUAGAACUUCUUGUUACGUCGGUACUAUGUUUGGUUUUUUGUACAACUGAUAAAUUAUAUGUGAUGCUCGUGUGAUAAAUGGAUUUGAUCGAAUGAUGUACAUUUUUAAAGUUGCGUUUAGGAUUAAUAACGACUGUACAGUAUAAUGAUUAACGUAAAAUCUUGCAUUUAUUUCCGUUCCAUGUUUAAUGCAACUAGCAAGUUCAGCGUUAACUGACUUCAUUUAUAUUAUAAUUUCAUGACAUGAUUAUAAUUUAAUCAUAGCUAUUGUAUGUUUUAAGAAGCGACGUUAAUUUAAAAUAAAUUGCAGUUGUAAUAUGA